CGGCCCCUUGUGAAUACCUAUCAUUGGUGAACUUGCAGAGUGAGGUCCCCUUAAGCUUUCUCCAAAGGUAACCCCGCGACGCGAAAUCCAGCCUAGAAUUUUUGGUGCGCCACCAUUACACUGCACGUCUGUAUUUCGUGACGCGACAAUGUAAAAGGCAAUCCUGUCUUGAAGAUUCUUAACAGAAGAUGUCGUUAACUUCACCUAUCUCAACACUGUCAAAUAUCUCAUCUCCAUCUUCCUUCUACACUGCCAAGGCAACUUCUCCCCCUGGAGCUGGUGAUGUUACGAAUAUCAGUAGCCCCGAUGAGGCACCAGUAAAGUUGUCCUACCGUGAUGCCAGGCAAGUGCCCCAUGAGUUGAAGGAGCACUGCCAGAUCCAUCUCGAGGAAAGACUAUUCGGCUCUGCCAUCCAAUUACUCGACACUCUGCUUUCUGCCAGCAGCGCGAGGAAGGACUCGGCCAUUCGCAAGCCUGCCUUCGUCCCCCCCCCGGCCCAAAUCUCCCUUCUCAGCACACUCGCCAUUCAUCCCUCCCACACAUCAUGCUCCAAGGAGCCAGGCGAACUUCAAAUCUCCUCCCAUGCUCUUCAAUAUCUACGAAACCUAUGCGCCACCGUUGGACCUGUGAACGCGAAGCUGCGCGCAGCGUUCGAGUUCCAAGGCGGGUCUCUUAGGAGUGCGAGGCGGGGGGGUCUAGGACACGACGGCGGCGACCAUGGCCCCGACGAGGACCGUAUUGAUGGGAAAUUCGCCAACGAGCUGGGCAUCUGGUCGAGCGCCCCGGAUUUCUGGGUGACCCUGGGGUGGGCCUUCCACUGCAGCGCGGCCCAUCCGCAUAGAUGGCGAUAUUGGAAGGCCUGGCUGGAAUGCAUCCUGGAGAUCAUGGAGGCUGAUUGGGACGAGAGGUAUCGGCUUGACAUGGAGAGGCACGAAUCCCGCGGCGGAGGGAGUGAGCGCGAGUUCCCGUCGCUUGAGGACAGCAUACUCAUGAUGUAUGUGGGCUCGUUGCGCAGAGAGCGAAAAAACCCACUGAGAGAAAUCUUGCGGGCUCUCCUCGCCUUCGCAGAUGGGACCACGGUCGAUGGAGCAGUCUACAAGGAGGUGUUUGGAAGCGAGACUUUAACACCUUCAAAGAACAAGCGGAAGCGAACACAGACGUUGGACCUUGAGCAUGGCCAGUUUGGAGACUAUCUCGAUGACGACGACGUCUUCUCGUCGUCACAGCCUGAGGACCCCCCUACACCGACGAAGCCGGGUCCACGGAGGAGGGGGAGACCAAACAAGGAAGACGACUGUGUUUCUCCCGCCACAAGCCCGGCUCUGGCCGAGUCUGUCCAAAUCCGGCUCCGCUUGUUCUCCCUAUUGUCGGCCGCAUGUUUCUAUCUCCCGAAUCCUUUCGCGCCCCUCGACGAGUUUUACGACAAGUUCGCCACCUCCGUCAGGGGCCUUCCCCUCGACAUGUUUUCCCUCUUCAUCGCGUCCCAUACCACGCCCCUCGAGAACGAGGCUUACAUAUCCUUAUUGCGCCACAUCAUCGACAAGCUUCUCCCCACGCACCCGGACCCUCGCUCCGUAGACCCAGACACAGACGAUAAGAACGGUGUGUCGAUCGAGAUACUGGAGUGCUGCUUCCUGCCCUACGCGGCGAACAAGAUCUUCGCCGAGGAUAACGCGAAGCUGUCUCUGGUGCUGGAACACAUGGUCCGCUUCCUGUGGAUGCACACCGACAUGGAAUACUCCACCGGGCUCCGCAAGGCUGUCGAGGCAGGCAUCCAGGCGCGAAACGAAAAGACGAGGUCCAAGAAGAAUGGCCGCGCCAAGUCGGUCGACCCUGCCGAGAAAUGGGCGAGGCAAGUACUGGACAAUUCGAGCCAGAACCUGCAGAUUAUCCUGGAUAUGAUGGAAGUGUCGGAUUGUGUGGAAGUUUGUUGACCAGGAGAGGCGACUGGCGGGAGGGAUAACGAUACGGGGGGCGGACUUGCCGCUUGCUCCGUUCGGUUGUCGAAUCUGUCGAAUCUGUUUGUACGAGGUUUGAAGAAAUCAAGUCUUGAUACGAAAGACGAAGGGUGUGUCUGCCCCUAUUGUUGUACUCGGGACGGAUGAUGGGACGGUUUGGUCCGUUGGGUUUUCUUGGCGCUAGUUUGUUAGAGGGGAUCUUGGUUUUUAUGAUGGGCGUGCUUGUGGGUCAAGUAGGAGGCGUUGGGAGAGGAUUUCACGACUGUCUAGUCACUUCUUCAGGCGAAGAAUCGAAGCUAAUGAAGAAGAUCCCGCUUAGACUUCAUAGUCUGCGUAAUCUAGAACGCAUUGCUUUUACUGGUUACCAGUUACAAUAAUAUACACCAAGCAGCAGCUUCAUUCUUCUUGCGAA
Molecule: messenger RNA, 2370 nt
Organism: Phialemonium atrogriseum
Lineage: Eukaryota; Fungi; Ascomycota; Sordariomycetes; Cephalothecales; Cephalothecaceae
Exons: 2
Coding region: 189-1934 (581 amino acids)
Source: RefSeq, a predicted model, not a curated record